UUCAGUCAUUCAUUCACAUUCAUUUCCUCUUGAAACGAAAAAUUACCAUGUCAUUAAUGAAUCGUUACAUUCCACUGGCAAUUGCUGUUGGUGUCGGUGUCUUUUCUGGCUACUAUAUCUGGGAGCCCUCGCUGAAGAAGUAUCAGAAAGAAAGCAAAGGCACUUGGAACUAUGAUGUUGUAAAGCAGACGAGAGCGGAGGAAAUGAAUCAGCAUGCAGAUCAGCUUGCCGGGACUUCAGGAGCGUCAAAACCUGCAGAUGCACCAUCAUCAUCAUCUUCAUCAUCGUCGCCGGAGAGUCCUAUCGUUGCUGCCACCGCUGCUGCUGCCGCGCCUGCAACAGGACCCACUGUGUCAGUCAAGGAGAUCAAAGACGCUGUUUCUUCCAAAUAAGCAAAAAAAAAAAAUGUCGAGCUUGAUCUCACUUAUUCAGCUUUCUUUUUUUUUUAUAAAACAAAAAGUUACUCGAUAGAAGA
Molecule: messenger RNA, 475 nt
Organism: Lobosporangium transversale
Lineage: Eukaryota; Fungi; Mortierellomycota; Mortierellomycetes; Mortierellales; Mortierellaceae
Exons: 2
Coding region: 48-392 (114 amino acids)
Source: RefSeq, a predicted model, not a curated record